This is a messenger RNA of Diaporthe batatas, 1922 nucleotides long. RefSeq lists its product as uncharacterized. Bases 660 to 1814 code for a protein of 384 amino acids. The record is from RefSeq and is a predicted model, not a curated record. The transcript has 4 exons. NCBI's taxonomy places the organism in Eukaryota, Fungi, Ascomycota, Sordariomycetes, Diaporthales, Diaporthaceae.
AUAAUUUUAAAAAUCAGACGGCUUCAUUGCGUUCUGCUGCAUGCCCGAGAACCCGGUUCCAUAACCCCGGGUCUUCGGAUCCUGGAGCGACACACAUGCAAUAAUAUUACACAGUAAAUGUGUGUCACAGCAACCACAUCGACUCAACCUUGUGGGCUGAGGUCGAUUGCAUGCGGAGACUGGCCUGCUAAGAACAAGAGGAACGGGGAAGAAGAGAUGCGCAGUGACGGGUUUCGCUUCUAUUCAGUAAGGCCGAAGGUAAUGUGAUGUGUUCGAAAGCGCAUCAAGUCCUGCAUGUUUAUAUCCCCAUAUCUGCACUUCAAGUUGAGCGGGAGGGAGUCCCCGGCGCCCGGCUCCACAGAUCAGCUCCCGUGUGGCCGCGACGGGGCCGUGCCAAUAUCGCCACGGGUUUGAGACCGGUGAAGAAUCCGGAAAACCCUUCAGAAUCCUCCCAAAUCCCCAAAAGCAAAAAUAUUAUACCCGGGGGUGAUUCAAAUGUUAUAGCUUCACGACUCUGGCCGGCCCAUGCGAGGGUAUAUCCUCAACCCGGAGAGCCUUGAGCUCAAGUGCGAUUUGUCUGCUUGCCUCCUUAUGAGCUGCCACUCACCAGGUUUUCUUUGAAGUGUUUCUUGGGGCCUCGGCCACAUUUCGUCGCCAUCAUGGGUUUCGAUCCCGUACUACCAAUCGAGAAUGGCAUGCAGGUCGCACUCAUCGUUGUUCCCGUUGCCUUCGCGGUCCUCGCUACGGUAGCGGUCGGUCUACGGGUUCUCGCACGGCGGGUAUCACACAGACAAUUUGAUGCCAGUGACUAUGUCAUAGUCGCGGCUCUCGUGGUCACCAUAGCAUUUUCGGGCUUGAUUGCGGCAGAGCCCUUUACCGGUGCGGGAAUGCAUUUGGAGGACGUCGUCGGGACUUAUGGCGCUGCUCCCCUGACUACAUACACCAAGAUGACAAUCGCCAACCAGAUCCUGUGGGCCGUGGCAGUCUGCCUGCCAAAGGUCUCCAUACUCAUGCUCUACACGCGGGUCUUCACAAUGCGAUUUUUCAUUACAGCUGCCCGAGUCACUGGAGUCCUCAUACUCCUACUUGGCCUCGCCACCGUCUUGGGCGCCUUGCUACAGUGCCAGCCUUUUGCAUAUAAUUGGGACCAGACCAUUCCAGGGGGUCAUUGCGGCGACCAGAUCCUCUCGUUCAAAAUCACCGGAGCCUUCAACGUCACCUUGGAUAUUCUUGUCUUGCUGCUGCCCAUGCCGUAUCUCUGCACGCUCGAAAUGGCCCUGUAUAGAAAGAUCAUCCUGAUAUUGACCUUUGCUGGAGGCUUUGUGACAUGCAUAUUCAGCGCCCUUCGCAUACACGCCAUCACCAGCAUGUCAUACUCCGAUCUUACCUACGACGCCGUCGUGCCCAGUAUCUAUUCCGUCCUCGAGCCGACCAUGUCCAUCACCCUCGCCUGCAUCCCCGUGAUGCGGCCCCUGCUCGGUGGCCGCUACUCCUCAACAGGUACGAGGGUAGGGCCCUCUGGCAACACAACGGGGAACUCGGCAGGAAUAAUCUCCAACGGCUCCCGGUCGGCGAAGCGCACGAGCAAAUUGGGCUUCACGGCGCUGGGGGAAGAUAACGACGACUCGUCUGACUACCAGCUACGGCCGCUUGAACCAACGAGACCUGAUGCCGCUGGCACUUCUGUCAGGAUACAGAGCCAUCGUGCUGGCGGCCGUGACAGGGAUAGUAGUUUCCGCAGCGGGGCUACGGAUGAGCAGGUGCUUCAAGGGGCCAUCUCCGUGAAGCAAGGGUGGGAGGUCAGGGUGAGCUGAGAGCUGAUCAUGUAUCUUCCUGGCUCCUGCUUCGAUACAUACUAGUACGUCUUCAAGUACUAAGACCAUAUAUAGAAUCAAGUAAAAUGUAAAAACUAUUAUAACCUA